Messenger RNA from Echinops telfairi (small Madagascar hedgehog), 1329 nucleotides. RefSeq names its product cellular tumor antigen p53-like. The record is from RefSeq and is a predicted model, not a curated record. NCBI's taxonomy places the organism in Eukaryota, Metazoa, Chordata, Mammalia, Afrosoricida, Tenrecidae. Gene Ontology annotation, biological process: protein tetramerization; regulation of transcription by RNA polymerase II; apoptotic process. Gene Ontology annotation, cellular component: nucleus. Gene Ontology annotation, molecular function: protein binding; RNA polymerase II cis-regulatory region sequence-specific DNA binding; DNA-binding transcription factor activity, RNA polymerase II-specific.
AUGGCACCUGAUAACAACAAUGACCCAUUUCCAAGAGAACCGCCAUCAUGUAUGACACGAGAAUGGCUUAUCCAUAGCCCAAAGCCACCAUCCCAGGCAUACCUAGCUGCAGGGCUCUGGGGACACCUAGGGUCUGUGCUCCCCAGGACGGCUCCAUCCUCCCCUGAGGUUCAGUGGCCAGACUGCUCUCCUGGGAGGAGCCAGGGAGGAUUCCAGUCAGAUAUAAGCACCGACCUCCUGUGGAGUCAAGAGACAUUUUCAUACCUGUGGGAACUCCUUCCCAGGGACUCGGUGCUGUCUGCCUCCAUACCUUCUGAAGUGGAGGGGGUGGACAAUCUGCCACUGCCGGACGUCUUAUCGAACAGGUUACAAAACCAGGGAGGCACUCAAGGGAUGUCAGCGCCCCCCACACCAGCCCCCUCCUGGACCCUGUCAUCUUCCGUGCCUUCUCAGAAGACCUGCCCAGGCACCUAUGGUUUCACUCUGGGCUUCCUGAAUUCCGGGACCGCCAAGUCUGUCACCUGCACAUACUCCCCCGACCUGAAUAAGCUGUUUUGUCAGCUGGCAAAGACCUGCCCAGUGCAGCUGGGAGUCACGUCACUGCCCCCGCCUGGCACCCGUGUGCGCACCAUGGCCAUUUACAAGAAGUCUGAGCACAUGACGGAGGUUGUGAAGCGCUGUCCCCACCAGGAGCGUUGCUCUGACUAUAUCGAUGCCCUGGCUCCUCCUCAGCACCUCACCCGGGUGGAAGGAAACCAGUGCGCUGAGUACCUGGAGGACAACGUGACCCUGCAACACAGUGUUGUGGUGCCCUAUGAGCCCCCCGAGGUCGACGCCGACUGUACCACUGUUCACUACAACUUCAUAUGUAACAGCUCCUGCAUGGGGGGCAUGAACCGGCGGCCCGUCCUCACCAUCAUCUCCCUGGAAGACUCCAGUGGUAAUCUGCUGGAACAUAACAGUUUUAAGGUGCGGGUUUGUGAGUGUCCUGGGAGAGAAAGGCGCACUGAGGAAGAAAACUCCCACAAGAAUGAGGAGCCUUGCCCCAAGCCACCCCGGCAGAGCACUAAGCAAGCACUGCCCACCAGCACGGGGUCCUCCACCCAAACGAAGAAGAAGCCACUGGAUGAAGAAUAUUACACCCUUCAGAUUUGUGGCCGUGAACGCUUCAAGAUGUUCUGGGAGCUGAAUGAGGCAUUGGAGCUGAAAGGUGGGAAGGAGCCAGAGGGGAGCCAGGCUCACUCCAGUCCCCUGAAGGCUAAGAAGAGACCAUCUACCUCCCGCCACAAAAAGACCACCUUCAAGAAAGAGGGGCCUGACUCAGACUGA